This is a messenger RNA of Thalassophryne amazonica, 1541 nucleotides long. RefSeq names its product SEC22 homolog B, vesicle trafficking protein a (gene sec22ba). Gene Ontology annotation, cellular component: ER to Golgi transport vesicle membrane; Golgi membrane; endoplasmic reticulum membrane. Lineage: Eukaryota; Metazoa; Chordata; Actinopteri; Batrachoidiformes; Batrachoididae. The coding region runs from base 57 to 704 and encodes 215 amino acids. The record is from RefSeq and is a predicted model, not a curated record. Gene Ontology annotation, molecular function: SNAP receptor activity. The transcript has 5 exons. Gene Ontology annotation, biological process: vesicle fusion with Golgi apparatus; endoplasmic reticulum to Golgi vesicle-mediated transport; retrograde vesicle-mediated transport, Golgi to endoplasmic reticulum.
UAGCCCACUUUUUGAACAUUUUAGGGGCAAUAAAAGUGUUUGAGACCUUGUUCAGAAUGAUUUUACUGACAAUGAUCGUCCGUGUGUCGGACAGAAUGCCGCUAGCUGCGUCCAUAGAGGAGCACGAGGAGUCAAACAGAGACCUACCAAAGUACCAGAACCAAGCCAAGCAGCUGUGCCGCAAGCUGAACGUCCAGAGUCCAGACCGCUGCACCCUAGAAGCCGGGGAAGUGAACUUUCACUAUGUAAUAGCAGAGGGGAUUUGCUACCUGACCCUUUGUGAGGCUUCUUUUCCAAAAAAGACUGCUUUUGCAUACCUGGAAGAGCUUCACAGUGAGUUCUAUGAUCAGUACGGAAAGACAACCGCCACGGCAUCACGGCCAUAUUCUUUCAUCGAGUUUGACACUUACAUCCAGAAAACAAAGAAGUUAUACAUCAACAACAGAGCCCGGAGGAAUUUGGGAAGUAUUAAUCACGAGCUCCAGGAUGUCCAGAGGAUUAUGGUGGCAAAUAUUGAGGAAGUUUUGCAGCGAGGAGAAGCACUUUCUGCUCUGGACACAAAAGCCAGUGACCUGUCCGGCCUGUCGAAGAAGUACCGCAGUGACGCCAAAUACCUCAACAUCCGCUCCAUAUAUGCUAAGGUGGCUGCUGUGGCCGUGUUCGUCAUCACGCUCAUCGUCUACCUGCGCUUCUGGUGGCUCUAAAACAUGGAUAGAUUGUUCUGCAGCUGGUGUGUUCUGUUGGGUACCAGCGUGCCUUCAUGUUUCCGUGUUCCUUCUUUCUGCGUGGGCUGCACAGCGCAUACAUGCUGAUCUCUGGUGGAGGGAAGCAAAUGCUUCACGGUGAUUUUGAUUUAAUCUGUUUCACUGCUAGAGUCCAGAGCAGGCAGCUCAGUGGGUAAGUUCAAAUACUUUUGUAGACCUGGGUUUGAGUCCCGAUCACACCAUCUGUCUGUGUUCUUGGACAAGAUGUUAAGCUGCGUCUUCCCAGUCCAACCAGCUGUAAAUGGGUACCGUCUUGGCCGGGGAAGUAGCCUGCGCUGGACAGGUGUCCUGUCCAGCAGGAGUCUGCUUCACUGAAUCCGCAUGUAAACAGCGACGGACUCAGGGCCUAUGUAGGACUUACUGCUGGUUCUGGAAGAGAAGGGGUUGAGAAAUGGCUGUUUACACACUCAUGAGAGUUUUGAGGGUAAAUCGUCUGUCUGUAUGCAGUGUUGUUGUGGACUCAAUACUGUGAUAAAAUAUUUAGUGUUCAAAGUUUACACAAUUUUGAGAAAUGUGUAAUGAUGGCUGAGAGCCAGGAAACAAAUUUGUGUUUAGAAGAAAAUUAUUUUUUUUUGUGAUAAUGUUAUUAUUGGGUUUUGCAUAGUAACCUUUUUUUGUAAUGAUGAUGUUUUGGGUCACAUGGUUAUGGGCAGUGGUAGACUAAGGUAAGUGCCUGUGGACCUGCAUGGUUAUUGUUAUCAGGUGUGCUCCUCUGUGAUAGGUUUAAAGCUCUCUUGGUAGUUUUAAUAUGACUAUAUUAAAACUGAACUCAAGCCU